Gongylonema pulchrum is the source of this 342-nucleotide messenger RNA. Lineage: Eukaryota; Metazoa; Nematoda; Chromadorea; Rhabditida; Gongylonematidae. The record is from the annotation of a GenBank genome assembly.
AUGAUUUGGAAGCAGCCAAUAUUCAGCCCGGAAACUCUCCGGAAAUUCGAGGAUAUUUUGAACGAGCACGAACGACAGUACAACAACAACAACACGGUCUGGCUUGUAAACACUGUGUCUUGGAAUCUGAUGCGCUUGUUUCAACGCGAAAUCGAGCAAGCAGAACAAAAAGUGCUUCCGCUGCUACCAAUUAUACCGUAUGACAGUGAACCCAGUGCAAUCGCUUUGUCGAGCACCGAAGAGCCCGCAGGGACACUUGCGCCUGUAGCGGGAACAUCCGGAUUAUUGGUACUACCACCACCCUGGCAAGUGCAGCGAUACGCACGUGAGGAACGCCGCUAG